CUCCGCAAGCUGCCCGUCAUAACAGCAAACAAAGUUGACUGUCUCUACUCUUUGAUCAUCUCUGUUCUUUGUGACUUAGACGUGAACUUGUUACGUCAAUGAUCACGACUUUUACUUUACCUCACUUUACCACUUUCCAUUGCCUCGUGCUUCAUUAGCUGUCAUCAUGGGUAUCAUGGCUCUUGGUCCACAAGAUUUCCUCGACUAUGUCAACUAUGACAAGCAGAGCUUGUACAUCUCAGCUGCAUCCAUUGCCUUUAACCCGCUGUUCUGGAAUAUCGUCGCUCGUCAAGAAUACCACAAUAAGCUUCUGACAAAGCUCUUUGGUGGAAACUCCCAAGUUGCCUGCUAUGCCCUCGCCUUCACCAUCUUUUCUCUGGGUAUGGUUCGCGACUUAGUUUUCAAGAAUGCCAUCUCUGAACAACCUACGCAUCCCGCCCUUGUCAACGACUACAUGCGGGCUGCUGCUGCCACUCUCUUUGCUGUCGGCAAUAUCUUGGUCGUCUCCUCGACUUGGCGACUUGGCAUUACUGGUACAUUCCUCGGUGACUACUUUGGCUUUCUUAUGGAUGAGAUGGUGACUGGCUUUCCCUUCAACGUGACUGGCUCUCCCAUGUACACUGGCUCUACCUGCAGUUUCCUUGCUACCUCUCUGUGGUAUGGCAAGCCUGCUGGUGUUCUGCUCACCAUCUGGGUCGACAUUGUCUACAAGCUCGCCCUGAGAUACGAGGAUCCCUUCACUUCUGAGAUCUACGCUAAGCGUGAGCGUGAGCGUGCUGCGGGUAAGAAGUCGAACUAAGCUUACCAGCCUCAUCCGUCGUUGCUCUCGCAAGUGAAAAGACAAAAAGAGUGACCAGAUAUCAUGACGGCAGUGCCCCAUUCGCGUCUACAUACAAAAAAGGCCAGCGGACGCAAAUGGGGUACAUGACAAAUCGAUACCAUAUGCUAUUGUGCAAUACGCACCAGGCUGGCACGGGAAAGCUACGCCUUUCAACAGGCCGGGUGCCUCUCAACAGGCUUAAGGAGUUUUUCGGACACAAACAUACAUUUAUACCAUGCUAUUACCGACACCAAUCAGUCGACGGGCAUAAGUCAAUACAUUUCGUUCUACACCAAUACCAAAAAGACCUUGCAGUCGAUUAUGAGACCAAAUAGGAAUAAAGAAAUCCUUUUCGUUGCACCUACUCAAUACCGCAUCUCAGCCACCUUCACCUAGCGAAUCCAUGGGCUUCUGUCAUUUUUUUCUGUCACAAUAUACUGCAUUGAUUACAAGUUCAGUAAUAAAUUGGUUUAUAGAGCCCAUCCAGUUCAACACAGUAUACCAUCUUUACGUAAGGUUGGGGGGGUAGUGUUGUAUUCCCUCAAAUCUUGUCAGAUUAUCAUGAUCAGGCAGUAGUAGAAACAGGGUCAACAACCAUCGGUAGUACUAAAUCAAAACACAUACGAUAGGCCAACUUUCGAAGCUGCUGAGCUUUUCUAAUCAUUCCUCAUAAGUUGAUUUGAGAAUCUACUUUGCAUUUCAACAGCUCUACAAUAAAAUAAAUAGAGUGUUCAGCUUUACAUCACUCCUCGUGCAGCGUCCUAAAUCGGCCAAGUGGUCCCUUUUUGCCAUCAAUAUCGACUUCAGUCCUGUCCAAGUUUAUAUCAUCUAUGUCUCAGAAGGCUUAUCGUCGGGAAGAAGAUCAACAGCUGUGGCCUCUACGGGCUUCUUCUCUUCAGCUGGCUUCUGCUCUGUUGAAGCCUCGCCGGCCUUCUCAGCUUGGCGCAGAGCGAGCUUCUUCUGCUUCUUCUUAUCCUUAGCAGCCUUCUUGGCCGCAGCCUUUUCGGCCUCGAGGGCCUUUUGUUUUCGGAUUUCCUCACCACCAAAGGCCUCGCGCCACUCGUCAAGCUUGGAUGCGGGGAUCUGUGUGAAGAGAAGCUUGGGCUCGCCAAUCUUUUGGCCGGGCUUGACGAUAUCGCCAGUCCAUGUUUCAGGGAUAGAAACAAGACCGGGGCUGCCAAUCUGUUCAAGAAUAGCAUCGGAAGUCGAAGGCAUGUAGGGGUAUACAAUACUAGCAAGGAGUUGCAGGUGGUUGAUACCGAGACCAAUGACAGCGGCGCAACGUUCGGGCUCUUCGGCAAGAAGCUGGUUAUUCAGCUUGCUGUCUUGCAAGAGCUUGUUGCCGAGGGCGGAAAUGUGCAUAACAGAAGCAAGACCAGCACGAAGCUUGAUAGCAUCGAACUGAGCGAUGAAGGUCUUGAGGGCCUCGUUGACUUCCUUCUUGUGCUCUUCCAGUCGCUCGUCUGUGUACUUGGUGUAGUCUGGUACAACACCAUCCAGCUUGAGCUGGGCGAACUUAAGGAUUCGCUGGUUCAAGUUGCCAAGGUUCUUGAGAAGGUCGUUGUUGUUGC
Messenger RNA from Fusarium graminearum PH-1, 2391 nucleotides. RefSeq lists its product as uncharacterized. The record is from RefSeq and is a predicted model, not a curated record. Gene Ontology annotation, molecular function: S-adenosylmethionine-dependent methyltransferase activity. Gene Ontology annotation, biological process: phosphatidylcholine biosynthetic process. The transcript has 4 exons. Lineage: Eukaryota; Fungi; Ascomycota; Sordariomycetes; Hypocreales; Nectriaceae. The coding region runs from base 176 to 799 and encodes 207 amino acids.